AUGGCUCCUCUGAUUGAAUCGUGGCCUGCUACGGAGCUCCCGCAACGCCUUCAGAUCCAUCAUGUUGGAUACAAACCCAAGGCUCGCAAAGGCGGCCGUCUCGAUCUCACUCAGUGUCCGCUUUACGAGCUAACGCAAUAUUCGUGCAAUCCCCCCGAAGCAGGGCCACCGGAGCCUGGUGUGGUUAGGUGUACUACUUUUACAAGACUCUUCCGGAGAUGCGCCAACGGAGUUACUGCUGAGACUACGGCGUGGGAAGGGCAGAAUUCGCUGUCCACUGGAGAAUCGGCAUCAACAAGACCAUAG
Molecule: messenger RNA, 306 nt
Organism: Microsporum canis CBS 113480
Lineage: Eukaryota; Fungi; Ascomycota; Eurotiomycetes; Onygenales; Arthrodermataceae
Exons: 2
Coding region: 1-306 (101 amino acids)
Cellular component (GO): mitochondrial inner membrane peptidase complex
Source: RefSeq, a predicted model, not a curated record